GCUUUUGACCUAAACUUCUGAAUCUCUCUGAGCCCAAACCAACCUCCUUCACUCCUCUCAUUUUCUUCUCUUUUUAAUUACUUGCACCACUAUUUGCAAUUUUGCAUAUCUCAUUUUUUGUACUUCUUUAGUGUUAACUAACACAACACUAACCACCACGAUUCCUUGCUCUAAUAUCAAGAGUGCAUCUCUUUGUGUUUCAGACAGCAGCAUGUGUAUGCCACUUUAAGACACUACUCUUAACUUCCAUGUUUAGAUUGUGUUUUCUGCAUCAGCUAGCCAAGUCCUGAUUUUCUCGACAAUGAAGAGCCCUAUGCUUAUGAGGACUUCAGUAGUCAUUCUUUCUAUCUGGGUGCUUGCUCAAGUUAUUGAUGUCAAUGGAGAAACUAAUAAUUCCUAUUCAAGGCCAAAUGUUGUCAAUUUUGGAGCUCUAUUCACAUUAAACUCAGUUAUUGGGCGAUCCGUGAAACCCGCUAUUGCAGCUGCCAUCUAUGAUGUCAAUUCAGAUUCAAGCAUUCUUCCAGGAACAAAGCUCAAUAUGAUUUUGCAUGAUUCGAAUUGCAGUGGUUUUCUUGGCACUAUAGGAGCUUUGCAGCUAAUGGAAAAUGAUGUGGUUGCUGUAAUCGGCCCACAGUCCUCUGGAAUAGCUCAUGUAAUCUCUCAUGUUGUAAAUGAGCUUCAUGUACCUCUCUUGUCAUUUGGAGCCACAGAUCCCACCCUUUCUGCUUUGCAGUUCCCCUAUUUCCUCCGCACCAUACAUAGUGACUAUUCCCAAAUGCACGCAAUUGCUGAUUUGGUUCAACACUAUAGAUGGAAUGAGGUAAUAGCUAUCUUUGUUGAUGACGACUAUGGUAGAAAUGGAAUUUCAGCAUUGGGCGAUGCACUAGCAGAGAAACGUGCCAAAAUUUCUUACAAGGCUGCCAUUACUCCUGGAGCCUCAGCAACUGACAUAAAUAAUUUGUUAGCUGGUGUAAACCUAAUGGAGUCUCGUGUUUAUGUGGUACAUGUAAAUCCUGACUCUGGUCUCACAGUGUUCGCUGAAGCAGAAAAGCAUGGGAUGCUGGCCAGUGGAUAUGUUUGGAUUGCUACAGAUUGGCUUCCAUCUGUCUUAGAUUUGUCAGAUUCAGUUGACCCUAAGACCAUGGACCUUUUACAGGGUGUUGUUGCACUUCGCCAUUACACCCCAGAUUCUUAUUUGAAAAAAAGGUUUUCAACUCGGUGGAAGCAAAUAAAAGGAAAGGAAACAGUUAACUUCAACUCUUACGCACUCUAUGCUUAUGAUUCUGUCUGGUUACUUGCUCGUGCUCUUGAUGUAUUCUUCAACGAAGGUGGUAACAUAUCCUUCUCAUAUGAUAGCAAGUUGCAAGAUGGAAAAGGAAGUAAACUGCAUUUUUCAGAACUCCGUAGCUUUGAUCAAGGCAAUAUUUUAACUCAGAUACUUGCUCAAAUAAACUUCACAGGUCUUACUGGUCACUUUGGAUUUGACCAUAACAAAAAUUUGAUAAAUCCAGCUUACGAGAUUAUUAACAUAGGUGGAACUGGCUCACGCAGAAUAGGCUUUUGGUCAAAUUAUUCAGGUCUCUCAAUCGAGCCUCCUGAUAUUCUAUACAAAAAACCUUUGAAUAUUUCUGGCAUGGAUCACCAUCUUUACAGUGUUAUUUGGCCUGCUGAGACUACUACGACUCCUCGGGGAUGGGUAUUCCCGAACAAUGGGAAACCUUUGCGGAUUGCAGUGCCUUAUCGAGUAACUUACAAAGAAUUUGUCACUAAAGACAAUGGCCCUACUGGAGUCCAUGGAUACUGUAUAGAUGUCUUUGAAGCUGCAGUUGCCUUGUUGCCCUAUCCUGUCCCUCGCUCGUACUUACCCUAUGGGGAUGGUCUGAGAAACCCUAGUUUCAGCAAUCUUGUCUAUGAUGUUUCACAGAAUAAGUACGAUGCAGCUGUUGGAGACAUUACCAUUGUGACUAAUAGAACAAGGAUUGUGGACUUUACCCAGCCGUACAUGGAAUCUGGACUUGUUGUGGUUACUCCAGUCAAGAAAGUAAAAUCUACUGCCUGGGCUUUCCUCAAACCAUUUACCUGGGAGAUGUGGGGCGUAACUGGCGCUUUCUUUCUUUUUGUUGGAGUUGUCGUCUGGAUUCUGGAGCACCGGAUUAAUCAUGAAUUCCGUGGUCCACUAAGCCAACAAAUAGUCACAAUCUUAUGGUUUAGCUUUUCAACAAUGUUCUUUUCACAUCGAGAGAACACUGUCAGUACUCUUGGACGUUUGGUGCUGAUUCUAUGGUUGUGGGUAGUGUUGAUUAUAAAUUCAAGUUACACGGCUAGUUUGACAUCAAUUCUCACGGUACAACAGCUGACAUCACAGAUUGAAGGGAUAGACAGCUUGAUCUCAAGCAAUGUACCAAUUGGAGUUCAAGAUGGUUCAUUUGCAUUCAAUUAUCUGAUUGAUGAACUCAACAUAGCUAAGUCCAGGAUCCAAAUCAUGAAAUCUCAGGAUGAUUAUAUUUAUGCCCUUCACAGAGGUCCGAAAGGCGGGGGUGUGGCAGCAAUAGUUGAUGAGCUUCCUUACAUCAAGCUCUUUUUAUCCAACACUAACUGUGAAUUUAGGACUGUGGGAGAAGAGUUCACAAGAAGUGGAUGGGGCUUUGCGUUCCAGAGGGACUCUCCUCUUGCAGAAGACUUAUCAACUGCAAUUCUUCAACUCUCAGAAAACGGCGAGCUACAGAGAAUUCAUGACAAAUGGCUUUCCAAGAAUACAUGCUCUGAAAGCACCAACCAAGUUGAUAUAACACGGCUCUCCUUAACGAGCUUCUGGGGUUUAUUCCUCAUAUGUGGCACUUCAUGUUUCAUCGCUCUUAUAGUGUUUUUCUGUAGAGUUUACUGCCAGUAUCGCAGAUUUACUCCAGAAAACGACGAAGAGGAUCCAGAAACUGGUAGGUCAGCUCGAAGACUCCCUAGUCGCGCCACUAGCUUCAAAGAUUUUGUUGAUAAGAAAGAAACUGAUAUUAAGGAAAUGUUGAAGCGAAAAAACAGUGAUAACCAGCCACAGGUUUCCUGACACAUACACAACCAGCAGUAAAAGUGUCAUACUAUGACGGUUUGUCUAGCGCGUGCCCGUAGGAUACUGUAUUAAUCUCACACAGUUGCCCCAGCAGACCAGAAAUAAUAUUACAGUCCAUGUUGUAGAUCAGGCUGAGAUAUAUAUUAAACAUGCUAAAGUUUUGCAGUUGUACAUAUGAACUCCAAUUAUUGUA
Daucus carota subsp. sativus is the source of this 3254-nucleotide messenger RNA. RefSeq names its product glutamate receptor 3.4. The record is from RefSeq and is a predicted model, not a curated record. NCBI's taxonomy places the organism in Eukaryota, Viridiplantae, Streptophyta, Magnoliopsida, Apiales, Apiaceae. Gene Ontology annotation, molecular function: G protein-coupled receptor activity; ligand-gated monoatomic ion channel activity. Gene Ontology annotation, biological process: G protein-coupled receptor signaling pathway. Gene Ontology annotation, cellular component: plasma membrane. The transcript has 7 exons. The coding region runs from base 302 to 3058 and encodes 918 amino acids.